AUGGCUGAUGAUGAACUACUAUCUGAUGAGCCUCUUGAAGAGUCCUCUGAUGCGUCUGAAGAGUCUUUCCAGUCUGAUGAGCUACCUGCUGUUAUACCUGUUGAUCCACUUGUUGAUGUACCACCUGUGGAACCUGUACCACAAUUGUGCCACCUUCACCCCAGUAGCACCACCUUCAGUAGCACAACCUGCAGCAGUGAUGGUCCUGAAAAAUGUGAGGCGUUUUAUUAA
This is a messenger RNA of Dictyostelium purpureum, 231 nucleotides long. RefSeq lists its product as uncharacterized. The transcript has a single exon. Lineage: Eukaryota; Evosea; Eumycetozoa; Dictyosteliales; Dictyosteliaceae. Bases 1 to 231 code for a protein of 76 amino acids. The record is from RefSeq and is a predicted model, not a curated record.